UUUGAAAGCAUUCCUGCUUCCUUAGUAUAAAUCCUUUUGAGCAGGGGUCCCCCCAACCCCUGGGCAGAGGACCAGUACUGUUCAGCGGCCGCACAGCAGAGGACCAGUACUGUUUAGGAACCAGGCCGCACAGCAGGUGAGCAGGGAGCAAGCAAGCAAAGCUUCAUUUGCUGCUCCCCAUCGCUUGCAUGACUUCCUGAACCAUCCCCGCCCCCCUCGAAAAACUGUCUUCUGCGAAACCAGUCCUGGUGCCAAAAAGGUUGGGGACAGCUGCUUUUGAGUAAAAGACACUAUUGGAUAAAUUGGACUUUUCAUGCUUUUGAAGUAGCUUUGCUAACCCAGAAAUGUUACAUUGUAGUGAGUAGAAAGAUGGAGAUAGAGUCAAGGGAGUUGAAAGAGCUGCAAGUCUAAAGUGGCAAAAUAGGAAAGGCAGAGGUUAAAUACAUGGCUGAAGGCGUAGUGACUGAGGACCAGGUGAGGUAAGAGAUUUUCAGGCAAGACGGUAUUUUUGCACAUCGGAACCUUGCUUAGGCUGAUAUCCCUCCCAAACCCUCUAGUGUCCUAUUUUUCUCACCCAAAUUACUGUUCUACAUGUUGCUACAAAAUACAGUAGGUAUAUUUGAAGACCUUGAAAGGGAAGUUGUGUUGCUAAGCAUUGCGUUAGGACUUCGCAGUUGCCUACAGUGAGCGUACAAUAAAUUGGAAGUUGAAGCCUUUUCUGUGAUCUUGCGGUGGUACUCCAGGGCACAAAAGGGAAGGAAAUCAGUCCGUCCAAAUGUUCACAAGCUGAAGAAGGGGCUUCUGGAAUGGCAGGGUCUCUCGACCCCAACGCCGAGAAAAUUGACUUCUCUUAAUUACCUGGCCCGGCAACACUGGAGCUUCGGCCCCAGGACUAAUUUCUAGGUGGGGCCGCGUAGAGGAGCAGUGCGCACGCGUGCGCAGGGCACGGCCGCCGACGUGAUGCGCGCGGCGCGCGUGCGCAGCGGACCCGCACGGUGGCGCGUCUCCUCGUGGGGCUCCGGGGGUCGUGUUCUCGGCAUGGGCGCCACGCUGUCGCCGCUGCUGACUCUGCUGUCCCUCCUCUCCGGCCCGUGGCUCGAACUAGGGAAUGGGCAGAUGACCAACAUGGUCCAGCUACCAGGUGGGAGAUUCCAGAUGGGAACAAAUUCACCAGAUGGCAGAGAUGGUGAAGGACCUGUCCGGGAGGUGACGGUAAAACCCUUUGCCAUCGACAUAUUUCCUGUCACCAACAAAGACUUCAGGGAGUUUGUCAGGGAGAAAAAGUACCAGACAGAGGCUGAGGUGUUUGGGUGGAGCUUUGUCUUCGAGGACCUUGUCUCUGAUGAGCUUAGAAACAAAGCAACCCAGAAAAUGCAGUCUCUCCUCUGGUGGCUUCCAGUGGAAAGGGCAUUCUGGAGGCAGCCUGCAGGUCCCGGCUCUGGCAUCCGAGAGAAACUGGAGCUCCCAGUGGUACACGUGAGCUGGAAUGAUGCCCGUGCCUACUGUGCUUGGCGGGGAAAACGGCUGCCCAUUGAAGAAGAGUGGGAGUUUGCUGCCCGAGGGGGCUUGAAGGGUCAGGUUUACCCCUGGGGAAACGAGUUCCAGCCAAACCGCACCAACCUGUGGCAGGGGAAGUUCCCCAAGGGCGACAAGGCUGAGGAUGGCUUCCACGGAGUCUCCCCGGUGAACGCUUUCCCCCCACAGAACAACUACGGGCUCUUUGACCUCGUGGGCAACGUGUGGGAGUGGACAGCGUCACCAUACCAGCCUGCCGACCAGGACAUGCGUGUCCUCCGGGGGGCAUCCUGGAUCGACACGGCAGACGGCUCUGCCAAUCACCGGGCCCGGGUCACCACCAGGACUGUCGAGAAGCUACCGUUCCUGUGGCCUCAGGGUGUCAGAAUGGGCAAUACUCCAGAUUCAGCCUCAGACAACCUAGGCUUCCGCUGUGCUUCCAGUGCAGGCCGACCACCUGGGGAGCUGUGAGCAGCCACACAGAGAUGAGGAGAGUCCCCCGUGGCACCCGUGGCACUCCCUGGCCACAUGCCAAACACAGCCAAACUCGGGACUGCGUCCAUCCCCUCCCCCCUCCCCUGUGGCAGACACCUCUCCCCCGGGGCUGGAAAGGACCCUGACCUCUGCGGAGCGGCACCGCUGUCUCUUGGAGAAGGGGCCCAACUUACUGAUUGUGCCCAGGAGCCGGAUGUUUCUCUUAGAGGUCAAAUACUGACCGUAUGGGGGCCACAUACUCAAAACAGUUGGGGCGCAGUGCUCUGAAAGGCAGUUUGUGAAAAUAUUUUAAAUCUGCUCCCUCCAACUUUCUCGCUGUCUGACCCGGGGACCUGACAUUGUUUGCUCAAGGCAGAAUUUCCCCAGGUCUCCUUGUUUUCCCAGCAAGUUGCUGUAGAAGGAAAAUGAUUCCUUCAUUUGCCUUAUUUGUGGGGUUUCAUGCACCUCCGAGGGAACCUAGUUUCCACCGUAUGUGAAAUGCAGUUCUGUGAGCUCUUUAAAGCACACUGUCAGUCUUAAAGGGUCUAGGAGAACGACGGAUUUGCCAGGCGCAACUGUGUAUCAUGGGAGGUACAGAGUGAAUAAUACUCCACAAACAGCAGAAGCUUCCCUUUCUAUUAUUAAUUAUGUAAGGGCUGCCCUGUGCCUCUAAAAACAUGGCCCCAGAGAAGAACCUGCUCCCGUGCUGUCACUGGACUUUGUGAGGUCAGUAAAAUCUCCUGUGAUUGCGA
Molecule: messenger RNA, 2741 nt
Organism: Delphinapterus leucas (beluga whale)
Lineage: Eukaryota; Metazoa; Chordata; Mammalia; Artiodactyla; Monodontidae
Source: RefSeq, a predicted model, not a curated record